AUGUGGCCAGCUGUAGUGGAUGUUGUUGGAAAUGUUCAUGAUGAUGGAACAAAUCUUGACCAACAAGGUGUAGCUUUGGGUUUGAUUGAUCGUAUGGAAAGAUUUGAAUUUGUGUUCAUAUUAUUUUUGAUGAAAAAGGUGUUAGGUAUAACAAAUGGCUUGCCACAAGCCUUGCAAGAGAAAAAUCAAAAUAUAGUGAAUGCUUUAGACAUGGUUGAAGGUGUCAAGUUCAAGUUGCAAUCAUUGAGAGAUGAAGGAUGGGAUGAAUUGUUGGCUAAUGUUUCAAAGUUUUGUGUUGAAAAUGAUAUUGAGAUGCCAAAUAAUAUGGAAGAAAGAAUGUUGGUACGUGGUCGUCCAAGACGUGAGAAGCAAGCCACUACAUAUUUUCACUAUUAUCGUGUUGAGAUUUUUUACUCGGUUCUUGAUAUGAUUAUGCAAAAUAUGAAUAGUCAUUUUCCAGAAUCUACUAUUGAAUUGCUUUCUUGCAUAAGUUGCCUUGAUCCAAAACAAUCAUUUUCAAGAUUUGAUGCUGUUAAAUUAGUUCGUAUUGCCGAGCUGUAUCCAGAAGAUUUCUCAGAAUUGGAUCGAAUGGCAUUAGUAGAUCAAUUAGAGAUGUACAUAUAUGACAUGAGAAAAAAUGUUGAUUUUUCCUCACUAGGAAACAUUGGAGAACUUGCUAUAAAAUUGGUUGAAACAGAAAAGCAUCUCAGAUAUCCUCUAGUUUAUCAGUUGAUUGAGUUGGCCUUGGUCUUGCCUGUUUCAACCGCUUCAGUUGAAAGAGUUUUUUCAACAAUUAAUAUCAUCAAGACUGAUUUGCGUAACAAAAUGGAGGAUGAUUUUUUGACCGAUAGUUUGUAUUUUCAAAAUAUGCGAACUCGUAGGAUUCAAUUGGCACCUCUUAAUCGUAGCAGUAACAAGAGUGGCUCAAGUGUUGGCAUGUAG
Dioscorea cayenensis subsp. rotundata (Guinea yam) is the source of this 942-nucleotide messenger RNA. RefSeq names its product zinc finger MYM-type protein 1-like. The transcript is spliced from 3 exons. The record is from RefSeq and is a predicted model, not a curated record. Gene Ontology annotation, molecular function: protein dimerization activity. Bases 1 to 942 code for a protein of 313 amino acids. NCBI's taxonomy places the organism in Eukaryota, Viridiplantae, Streptophyta, Magnoliopsida, Dioscoreales, Dioscoreaceae.